Cydia fagiglandana is the source of this 947-nucleotide messenger RNA. RefSeq names its product heterogeneous nuclear ribonucleoprotein A1-like. The transcript has 2 exons. Lineage: Eukaryota; Metazoa; Arthropoda; Insecta; Lepidoptera; Tortricidae. The record is from RefSeq and is a predicted model, not a curated record. The coding region runs from base 243 to 947 and encodes 234 amino acids.
CACUGUUAUCAUCAAAACUAAUGACCAGGCUGAUACAUAAAACCAGUCUAAAGACAAGUUUAGAUUAACCGUAGUUGCUACAUAACUCGGGUUCAAGAUAUACAAGUUGUCUGCAAAAUAAUUUGUGAAUAAAUCUGGUUUUGCGUAUUCCGAGUUUGCGUGGGGGUGACCUCGCUCUGACCUAUAAAAACUAUAUGAUCCCGCAAAAAAACUAACACAUCAACAAGAAGUAUCGGAAGAAAAUGGCGGCUGUGAGAGUACUUUUUGUCGUCGCCCUUGUUGGAUUCUUCGGGCCGGCCCUUACUCAAGAUGCGGUAAGUGGGGCUGGUGCGACUUUGGUGAGAGAACCCCGCGGGCAUAAAAAGAGGUUAUGCAAAAAGUAUGGUAUUUGCGGCCAGCAGGGUAUCGGAGGUUACCAGGGGUACCAACAAGGCCACCAGGGGUACCAACAAGGCCACCAGGGGUACCAACAAGGCCACCAACAGGGGUAUCCGCCGGUGAUUAACAUUGGUAUCAGCCAGUCUCAAUCCUCAGCAAGCGCUGGAGGCGGUAGUUACAGCCACGGGUACUAUCCUAAUAAUUAUCAAUACAACGGCCAUCAACCGGGAUACGGCGGCUACCACGGAGGCUUCGGAGGUUUUGGAGGUCAUCAAGGGUUCGGAAGACCAGGCUUCAGUAACGGCCAAGGAGGAUUUAACAACCAGUUUAAUGGGAACUACUACGGCCCAGGAGCUGGCAAUGGAUUUGGAUUCCCUGGACAAGGUGGAUACUUCGAUGAAGCUCACGAUGAGGGAUCACAUGAUGGUCUGAGUCAACAGGAGCAGAAUGACCAGGCAAUUUUCGGUGAUGAUCAUGGUCGACCAGAUGGUCUUCAUGAACAUGGACAAUAUGGUCAUGAUUAUACUGCUUCCGGUUCAUUUGCUUUUGCUGGUCGCAAAAAUAAUUAA